Linum trigynum is the source of this 345-nucleotide messenger RNA. The record is from the annotation of a GenBank genome assembly. Lineage: Eukaryota; Viridiplantae; Streptophyta; Magnoliopsida; Malpighiales; Linaceae.
AUGCUACAUCCAACACCUUUGGGAAUUGCUCAUGGCUCAACUAUGCAGCAAGGAAGCGGAAGAGGAGAUCUUUUCGUCUCCGUUCUGCAGGUUUGCCUUGAAUCAAAAUCGGGCGGUGGUUUGAACCAAUCCUUUCCAGAUGUUUCACAAUCAUCUCAGGAAACUUUACUAUCCAUGCUUUGUUGCACAGAGCUCGAUCGAGCCUAUGGUGUAGAUUGCCCCUUCUCCAAGAAAGCGGUCCCGAGAAGUCAACCUCCACCAGUCUGGUUUCAUCGAUGCAUUGCCGAAACGGGCGAGUUCGAGCUUCAUGAAAGCCUGCUCCUCCCAUUUGUUCUCUCGGGCUAA